AUGGUUGGGACCCAGCCAGCUGGUGGCGGUGGCUGAAGGAAUCUCGCUGACAUAUCGGACAACGAAAUACAGAAAGACACGCGCGAGCACAGUUGAAGAGACCAGAAGUGCACGACUUGUUAAUAAGCGUGUUUUGGGGGCUCGACAAAAAUUGGAAAGUAUCAUGAUGGCAAUCCUGGGCAACGCCGGUCGCUUGAUUCAAUUUGUCAGGAGCAGUGUCAGUCUAAGCGUGAGGGCACGUGCUACUGCUGCAGCUUUGGCCGAUACUGCGACCCCAGAAACUCAGGACAAUAGGAAACCCAAGACGGGCAUCCUGAUGCUGAACAUGGGAGGACCUGAAAAACUAGAAGAUGUACACGACUUCCUGCUGAGGCUCUUCAUGGACACAGACCUGAUGAAACUUCCAGUACAGAAUAAGCUCGGCCCAUUCAUUGCCAAGCGCCGCACGGCAAAGAUCCAGGAGCAGUACAGUAAGAUUGGAGGAGGCUCGCCCAUCAAACGUUGGACGGCCGUGCAGGGAGAGGGCAUGGUGAAGCUGUUGGAUGAGAUGAGCCCCGAGACAGCCCCUCAUAAGUUCUACAUCGGUUUCCGGUAUGUCCACCCACUGACUGAGGAGGCCAUCGAGGAGAUGGAGAAAGACGAAGUGGACCGAGCUGUGGCCUUCACACAAUAUCCACAGUACAGCUGCUCCACCACAGGUAGCAGUUUAAACGCCAUCUACCGUUACUAUAGAAGCAGAGGCGACAGGCCGAAAAUGUGCUGGAGUGUCAUUGACCGUUGGCCCACACACCCUCUGCUGGUGGAGUGUUUUGCAGAACACGUCAGUAAUGAGCUCCUGAAGUUUCCAGAAGAGAAGAGAGAUGAUGUAGUGAUUCUAUUCUCAGCCCAUUCACUUCCUAUGGCUGUUGUUAACAGAGGUGACCCAUAUCCUCAGGAAGUGGGCGCCACAGUUCAGAGAGUUAUGGAGCGACUCGGACACUGUAACCCUUACAGACUGGUGUGGCAGUCCAGGGUGGGGCCCAUGGCAUGGCUCGGCCCCCAGACGGAUGAGGUCAUUAAAGGUCUUUGUGAAAGGGGGAAGAAGAACAUCCUGCUAGUGCCAAUCGCCUUCACCUCCGAUCACAUCGAGACUCUACAUGAGCUGGACAUCGAGUAUGGACAAGUGCUGGGUGAGGAGUGUGGUGUGGAGAACCUCAGGAGAGCAGAGUCGUUGAAUGGGAAUCCUCUGUUUAUGAAGGCUCUGGCAGAACUGGUCCAAUCCCACCUGAAGUCCAAUGAGCCAUGUUCCCGCCAGCUGACCUUGCGCUGCCCGCUGUGCACCAAUCCCACCUGUGGGGAGACCAAGGCCUUUUUUGCCAGCCAGAAACUGUCAUAGAACAUGUGCACAGACAAGCACGCCCGUGCUACCUCUGGAGACAUUACGAAGAUAUGUACUGCGCAAUGUGGAAAGUCAGUUCAUACCGACUUACACCUUUUUAAAAAAGGAGAACUUAAGCCAAAAUUCCUUUUGUAAGAAUACGUCGUAUACACCUCCACUGGUCUAAACGCAGUAUUCUUAUUCAUAUUGCGUUUGUGCAAGGAGGAUUGAAACAUUAAAUCAUCAGUUUUCACCCAUCUCAGGUAGCCGCCAUGUUGGGCAAUGUCCCCCUCUGCUGUCGACUGAAGUUAACGUCACAAGUUAACAUACAUUUUGGAUGACAAAAUUUUAGCCCGUUUGGGUUCAAUCCAUCAUGUCAUCAACCCUUAUUUAUGCUUGUUAUCGCAACAUAAACGGGGAGUCCGUUUAGCUGUUUUCCUGGUCACAUGAUGUUACGCAUAUAGCUGUUACACGCGGGGGUAGUUGUGAAAUUAAUUUCAGGUCGACAGCAGGAAGGGGCUACCUGAGAUGGAUGAAAAUUGAUGAAUUAAUCUGUUUUAAUUCUUAUUCCACAAAUGCAAUAUUAAUCAGAAUACUGUCAGUCUACUUGAGGAAGAUACAAACUAUUCUUGCAAAAAUGCAUUUUGGCUUUUAGUUCCCCUUUAAGGAAAAACGUCAAAGGAAAAGGUUGGAAUAAGCUAUGUGUUAGCAUCUUGUACUUUUUUCAGUUUCUUUUGUUUACACAGAAACAGUUUAGUAAUCUUUUUGCUUCGUUUUGGGAGUCGGAGCGGCAUGGCGGACGACUGGUGAGCACAUCCACCUCCCAGUUCUGAGGACUCAGGUACAAAUCCAGCCUCUCCUGUGCAGAGUUUGCAUGUUCUCCCCGUGCCUGCGUGGGCUUUCUCCGGGCACUCCGGUUUCCUCCCACAUCCCAAAAACAUGCGUGCUAGGUUAAUUGAAAACUCUAAAUUGCCCAUAGGUGUGAAUGUGAGUGUCAUUGGUUGUUUGUUUAUACAGUGGGUAUGGAAAGUUUUCAGACCCCCUUACAUUUUUCACUCUGUUAUAUUGCAGCCAUUUGUUAAAAUCAUUUAAGUUCAUUUGUUUCCUCAUUAAUUUACACACAGCACCCCAUAUUGACACAAAAAAAUGAAUUGUUGAAAGUUUUGCAGAUUUAUUAAAAAAGAAAAACUGAAAUAUCACACAGCCAUAAGUAUUCCAACCAUUUGCGGUGACACUCUUGUAUUUAACUCACGUGCUGUCCAUUUCUUCUGCUCAUCCUUGAGAUGGUUCUAGACCUUCAUUGGAGUCCAGCUGUGUUUGAUUAUACUGAUUGGACUUGAUUAGGAAAGCCACACCCCUGUCUAUAUAAGACCUUACAGCUCACAGUGCAUGGCAGGGCAAAUGAGACUCAUGAGGUCAAAGGAACUGCCUGAAGAGCGCAGAGACAGAAUUGUGGCAAGGCACAGAUCUGUCCAAAGUUACAAAAAUAUAUAGAUGCUGCACUUAGGGUUCCUAAGAGCACAGUGGCCUCCAUAAUCCUUAAAUGGAAGACAUUUGGGACGACCAGCACCCUUCCUAGAGCUGGCCAUGCGUCCAAACUGAGUAAUUGGGGUAGAAGAGCCUUGGUGAGAGAGGUAAAGAAGAACCCAAAGAUCACUGUGGCUGAGCUCCAGAGAUGCAGUCGGGAGAUGGGAGAAAGUUCUAGAAAGUCAACCAUCACUGCAGCCCUCCACAAGUCGGGGCUUUGUGGCAGUGCAAGACACAUGAAAGCCCGCAUGGAGUUUGCUUAAAAAAAAAAACAUCUGAAGGACUCAAAGAUGGUGAGAAAUAUGAUUCUCUGGUCUGAUGAUACCAAGAUAGAAAUUGUUGGCCUUAGUUCUAAGUGGCAUGUGUGGAGAAAACCAGGCACUGCUCAUCACCUGUCUAAUACAGUCGCAACAGUGAAGCAUGGUGGUAGCAGCAUGAAUGUGAACAAAAGAUGAAUGUGGCCAAGUACAGAGAUAUUCUGGACGAAAACCUUCUCCAGAGUGCUCAGAACCUCAGACUGGGCCAAAGGUUCACCUUCCAAAAAGUCAAUGACCCUAAGCACAGCUAAAAUACCGAAGGAGUGGCUUCAGAACAACUCUGUGACUGUUGACUUGAAUGGCCCAGCCAGAGGCCUGACUUAAACCCAAUUGAGCAUCUCUGGAAAGACCUGAAAAUGUCUGUCCACCAACCUUCACCAUCCAACCUGACAGAACUGGAGAGGAUCUGCAAGGAGGAAUAGUAGAUGAUCCCCAAAUGCAGGUGUGAAAAACUGCAUAAUUCCCAAAAAGACUCAUGGCUGGAUUAGCUCAAAAGGGUGCUUCUACUAAAUACUGAGCAAAGGGUCUGAAUACUUAAGGCUGUGUGAUAUUUCAGUUUUUCUUUUUUAAUAAAUCUGCAAAAAUUUCAACAAUUCAGUUUUUUUUCUCCUGUCAAUAUGGAGUGCCGUGUGAACAUUGAUGUGGAAAAAAUGAAGUUAAAUGAUUUUAGCAAAUGGCUGCAAUAUAAAAAAAGAGUGAACAUUUUAAGGGGGUCUGAAUACUUUCCGUACCCACUGUAUGUGCUCUGCGAUUGGCUGGCGAUCGGUUCAGGGUGUACCCCGCCUCUUGCCCAGAGUCAGCUGGAAUAGGCUCCAGCACGCCCGUGACCCUAGUAAGGAUAACCGGUACGGAAAAUUGAAGGAUGCUGGAUUCAGUGGAAAAGUGUGAAACAUAUGCAAAUAUUAAAAGUCAGCUGAUGGUAAAAAUAUUACAAGUUUAACUGCUCAAGGUCUGUGUCUAAAUAGAAGCGAUAACUGCAGAAACAUCUUUAUCCCAUCAAAAUAACAAUCAAAAAUCAUUGCACUGUUUUUAAGUCCCUUUUUUUUUUUUUUUUUUUUUUUUUUUUUUUGCUAAAGUUUGUUCUUCCAUUCCAUCAUCUUGGUCCCUGAUAACUACUUUCUUGUUUGUCUGCUGACUGACUGCAGUCGGAAGGUUGUGAUGUUUUCCUCUUUGUGGUGGUGUAAACAUUCAAGCAUAAGUGGUAAUCACAUUGCUGGGCUUACAAACAACCUUGCCUCAAUUCUAGAGAUAGUUUAUUAACUUUCUUUAUAACUGCUGUUAACCAUAUUCUCUAGAUUUUUGUAAACUUCCAUGUCUCGUAGCAGGAUGUUUCAAGGUCAACUGUCUGCUUAGCCAUCCAUCCUUGAGAUUCUUCAUGAAUUAUUAUGUUUAAAAAUGGCAACUCUUUGCUGAAAAAAAAAUCCUCCCUUCUUGAGAUGUAUAAAUGUCCCCUAAAGAUAUUCCGUUGUUUUUGUCCUAUGUUGCCAUCAUAAUGUGCCUUUUACAUAUAUAUAUUUUUUACAGCUAAUUGAGAAAAAUGAAUUUACCGAAUGGCAUGCUUGAUCAUUGGCCCGAUUGACGCCAAAUAAGUUAACAGUUAGGCCAUGGGUUCUCUUUAAAAAGAGAAUGUAAUCUUCGAUAAAGCAUAAGAACCCUAUUGAAGGGGAAAUGAGAGCAUCACAUGUUCCAUGUUAGACUGUCUUACUCUUGUCAACAUUGGUACAUUGUAACCACUGGUAUUCUCCUGAACUACUAGCAUAAUUUUACAGAUGUAGUUUUGCUUCCGCAUCAACCAUCCUCCCCUAAAAUGCAUCCAGAAUUGCAAUUUACACCAAAGUCUCUCUUCACAUACGCAAACUCGUGAUGCUUGUGCUUCCAAAAUUUGCUCAAAAUAUAUAGAGAAAUGAGGCUGCGUGAAGUGUCAACAUUGUUUGUACGAGGUUUCCAGACUACAUUAAGGAAGUGUUUGUACACAGCUAAUCCCAGACACAUUUAGUAUAGGCUGUGAGCUAAAAUAAGCUAAGAUCAUUGCAAAACAAUACAGUUACACCAUGGCCACGGGCCAACACAUACCGCUUAACUGUAGCGCACAAUUUGGGGGAGAAAAAGUCAUUCAAGCAGUUGAAUGGGGUUAUCUGUUGUUCAGCCUAAAGCAAUGUCUGCUGCCAAAAGGUGGCAUAGAAUUACUUUAUAAUUAAGAUUAGCAGGGGUUUUUUUCCCCCCAGCUCCAGCAUAUUUCUGUUUGCAUUUAUUUAUUUGCGUUUGAUUUGUUGUGUCAUGGAACACAUUUUUCCACAGUUUAAAACAACAAUUGACUCUUGGUGUGUCAGCAUGUCUUCCUGUAUUAUGGUCAAAUAAAUGGCAAAAUGUGA
Phyllopteryx taeniolatus (common seadragon) is the source of this 5573-nucleotide messenger RNA. RefSeq names its product ferrochelatase (gene fech). Gene Ontology annotation, biological process: heme biosynthetic process. The transcript has 11 exons. The record is from RefSeq and is a predicted model, not a curated record. The coding region runs from base 164 to 1375 and encodes 403 amino acids. Gene Ontology annotation, molecular function: protoporphyrin ferrochelatase activity. Lineage: Eukaryota; Metazoa; Chordata; Actinopteri; Syngnathiformes; Syngnathidae.